UUGCUAAAUUAACAAUGGAAACAUGUUUCGUGAGACCUGAUUGGUUAAAACAAUUUGCUCAUUUUAGUGUUUUAUAUUCUUUACAUUACAUUCUUUUUCUCUCCCCAGAGAUGAAUAAUAACGUGAUGCCCGCAAGAGACUCUGGUAGUCAAAAAAACACUGAUAUUAUUUGUGCAAUGACCGGUGAGGUACGAGUGCAAACUGACCUUCACCACUGCUCAGACUGUGGGAAGAGUUUUUCUCAUUGGAGUAUGCUCCAAAGACACCGGCGUGUUCACACAGGAGAGAAGCCGUACAAUUGCUCAGAUUGUGGGAAGAGUUUCUCACAGCUCAUCACUCUCCAGUUACACCAGCGUGUUCACACUGGGGAGAAGCCGUACGACUGCUCGACGUGUGGAAAGCGCUUUGCCCGGCUGAGCAACUUCCACCAACAUCGAAGAAUCCACACAGGAGAGAAACCGUUUAUCUGUGUUCAGUGUGGGGCGAAAUUUACUCACAAGGGCAACCUCAGAACACACCAGCGCAUCCAUACUGGAGAGAAGCCCUAUCACUGCUCGGAGUGUGGAAAGAGUUUCGCGGAUGUUAGUAAUUUCCUACAACAUCAACGAACCCACACAGUAGAAAAGUCUUUUCACUGCUCACAAUGUGGAAAGAGUUUUAAUUUGCAGCGUACUCUCCAACACCACCAGUACCUUCACACUGGAGAAAAACCGUACCACUGCUCGCAAUGCGGGAAAAGUUUCAAUCAUAAGAGGACUCUCACACGACAUCACAGUAUCCAUUCAGGAGAGAAGCCGUACCGCUGCUCGCAGUGCGGGAAGAGUUUUAACCGGGAGAGUAAUUUCCAAACGCACCAGCGCAUCCACACCGGAGAGAAACCGUACAGCUGCUCACACUGUGGAAAGAGUUUUAACCAACACGGUGCCCUCAAAGCACACCAGCGCAUUCACACAGGAGAAAGGCCGUAUCGCUGCUCAGAGUGCGGGAAGUGUUUUAAUCAGAAGGACACUCUAAGACAUCACCAGCACAUUCACACUGGAGAGAGGCCGUACCAGUGCUCAGAGUGCGGGAGGAGUUUCACUCACCCGAGUACGCUCCAAAGACACCGGCGUGUUCACACGAGAGAAAAACUUUACAUUUGCUCAAAUUGUGGAAAGAGCUGUGCUUCCCAGAGUAAACUCCAAAUCCACCAGCGCACUCACACCGGAGAGAAGCCGUAUCACUGCUCGGAGUGUGGGAAACGGUUUAACUGCAAAAGCGCUCUCCGACGACACCAUCGCGUUCACACUGGAGAGAAACCCUAUCAGUGCUUGCAGUGUGGGAAGAGCUUUAACUGCACAUCUACUCUCGGAAGACACCAGCGCAUUCACACAGGAGAGAAGCCGUAUCAGUGCUCAGACUGCGAGAAGAGUUUUCCUCGACUGAGCUCUUUACAAGAACACCAACGGAUUCACACCGGAGAGAAACCGUUCGUCUGCUUACAGUGCGGGAGGCGUUUUUCUCAGAGGGGUAAUCUCAGAACACACCUGAGACUUCAUACGGGAGAGAAGCCGUAUCGCUGCUCGCAGUGUGGAGAGAGCUUUAAACACAAGACAACUUUCCAGGAACACCAGACUGUUCACUCAGGAGAGAGGCUGUAUCAUUGCUCACAGUGUGGAAAGAGUUUUAACCGAGAGAGUCAUUUUCAAAUACACCAGAACGUUCACACUGGAGAGAAGCCGUAUCUCUGCUCAGGAUGUGGGAAGAGCUUCUCUCGACCAACUACUCUCCGAAACCAUCAGCGUAUUCAUACCGGACAGAAGCCCUAUCAGUGUUCACAUUGUGGAAAGAGCUUUACUCAACAAAGUACUCUUCAAAACCACCAGCGCGUUCACACGGGACAGAAGCCGUAUCACUGUCUGCAGUGCGGGAAGAGAUUCGGUCUGUCGAACGCUCUCCAAAGACACCAACGCACUCACACUGGGGAGAAGCCGCAUCGCUGCUCACACUGUGGAAAGAGUUUCAAUCAAAGAAGUCAUCUCCGAACACACCAGCGUAUUCACAGGCGGACGGUUUGGAAAAAGAUUUGCCGUCAAGGGACUCCUGAGGAUGCUCUAUAGAGGACAGAUCAAAAAGUGUUGUGUGUGUGCUUUUCUUACUAUAUUAUUGUACCUCUCCAGGUUUUAGUUUUUGGACUGAUUGAACUUGAAAUCUGUUGGAUGCAUUAAUUGAUACUGAUGGCUCUGGAUAUAUGUGAUUCUGUAAAAGUAAAUAUAAAAGCUGCUUAACUG
Molecule: messenger RNA, 2270 nt
Organism: Clarias gariepinus (North African catfish)
Lineage: Eukaryota; Metazoa; Chordata; Actinopteri; Siluriformes; Clariidae
Product: zinc finger protein 883-like
Exons: 2
Coding region: 15-2099 (694 amino acids)
Biological process (GO): negative regulation of transcription by RNA polymerase II
Molecular function (GO): DNA-binding transcription repressor activity, RNA polymerase II-specific
Source: RefSeq, a predicted model, not a curated record